AUGCUCUCAAAUCAAGGAGAGGAUUCCCUCUCUCGGAAUAGCACGUCGGGAGGAGCAGUUGGACAGGUUAGCUCCUCGACUCCUCCUCCUCACCAUCAUCAUCAUGAGACUCAUCAUCAAGGACAACAAACAUUGAAGAAAUCUAUUUCAUUGGAUUCCAUUCAAUUAACGUCUUCCUCCUCAUCGGAGAGUGAUAAUUCCGAUCACGAGGAAGGAUCACCACGUGUGGUCUCAUGGUCAUUGUAUCCUCCGAAUAAGAUUUCUCCGAGAAGAAGAGGAGAUAAUCUUGAGGAUUUUGUAAAGCAGAGUAAUAAUAUGAACAACAACAGAAUAUCAAGUGUAGAUUCUUCGAGUGAUACCUUGUCAGUGUAUGGAGGAGGUGUUCCGCUCUAUUUACCUUCAACUUCAACGGAGAGUGAUCGAAGAGAAUUGAAAUAUUUGAAAUACAAACGAAGAUACAAAUCACCAAAACCAAAUGAAGUGCGAAACAAGACAACCGAUCAAUUGAUUCGUUUGGGAUACUCUAUGAGAAAGGAAAAUAUCAAACGCUCUAUUAAGGAAAUCGCAAAACAUCCUGGAAAAACUAUUGAAAACAUUCAAGCAAAGAAUGUGAAAAAAUCUCUCAUUUCAUUCAUCAAAUAUUUGCCUCAUAUCAUUAUUUACUUUUUUGUAAUUAUUAUUUAUUUUAGAGAUGUCAUUUUGAAUUAUUUUAGAUUUUCACAAUGGCCAUCAGUCAUUUUCAUUCCAUUCAUGCUGGUAAUCGGAAUUCAAAUUCAUGCAUGGGUCGUUUGGUUUAAAGAAGUUUUGAACAUUGUCAUAUUUUAUAAUUUAAUUUCGUUUGCUAUAUUGGGUUGUGCAAUACUUUAUUUUGGUGACUGGAUUUUAGUACACCUAUUUCCAAAAUAUACUGCGCAAGCUCUUGAUGGUCACAUUCUAGAAACAACAUUGACCAAAUUUUAUUCGGUUCCUGUAACUCACAGUUUUGAUAUUCCCAUGUUCAGUUUGAUGCCCUUCUACAACAAAACAACACCAAUUUAUUUGAAGAAGCUUAGACAGAAAGCAGAAAUGACCGGAUACGUCUCAUAUGCCAUUGACCAAAAUAAUAUAUCUGCUGAAGAGAAAGACGAAUUACUUGACGACAAGGAUUUAAAACGAUUUAAGAGAAAACUACUGUAUGAUAAGCAACAUCAAUAUCCUUUUGAUUUAUUCCGUAAAAUUGGGAAACUCGUAACCAUAAAAAAGAAAGGAAAGAUUUCAAUAAGUGACGAAGAAUUGUUGGAAAGAAUUACCAAGUUAGCUGAACGUGGAAUGCGAGAUUUGGGUGAUACCGAUUACGGCAGCGAUCUCAUGAAACAAAUUACUCCCUACCGAGAUUGGUUUCCAAUUCACAAGAAUUGUCGUCUUACAUUGUAUCACGAUGCUCAUCAUUCUUUAAAUGGAAGAAAUGCCUUUGAAGACAUGUAUGACGCCAUUGAAAAUGCCAAGCAGCUUGUCUAUAUCACAGGAUGGUCAAUCAAUCCCCACAUCCGUCUGAAACGAGAUGCUCCUGAAGAUUCCAAAGAAGCAAGAACACUUGGACAGCUGCUCAUUGAUAAGGCGAAUGAAGGUGUGUCUGUUAAUAUUAUUCUAUGGAAUGAAACAGGAAGUACCAUAUCAUCGAACAUGGAUACAAAUGAUGGAGAGACAAUUCAAUAUUUCCAAAAUACUCGUGUAGUAGCUGUUCUUUCACGACGAUCAGGAUAUACAGGUCUCAUCUUUUCACACCAUCAAAAAACAUUAAUUUGUGACAAGUUUAUUCCAGAGAAGAACAAGAGAACUGUUAUAGCAUUCAUUGGAGGACUGGACUUAACAAAAGGGCGCUAUGACACGCCGGCACACCCUCUCUUCUCAACUCUCGAUUCGUAUCACAAGGACGAGGUUUACUCGUCUCGCCCACUCGAAGUGAAACAUUUGGGACCCCGUCAACCUUGGCAUGACAUUCACUGCUUAGUGGAAGGGAAGGUUGCAUUUGAUAUUUUACAAAAUUUUGAAGAACGAUGGACAGCGCAACUUGGAGUCUCACUACCAAAACGGCCACCCACCUACGCUGAAAAUUUCAAGGAAAACUCAUGGUGUGUACAAGUUUUUCGAUCAUGUGACUCGGACUCGAUCAGACCUUUCGCUAAUAGUUUUACUGUUUUCCCAAGAAUUCAAGAAGCAUAUAUUAGUUUGAUCCAAAGAUCCAAAAGGUUUAUCUAUAUCGAAAAUCAAUAUUUUUGUGGCUCUAGUUUUUUAUGGGAGAAUCGAUUGGAUGCUCAAUCACUGAAUAAUAGAAUACCUUUCGAAAUUCUUGAAAAAAUUCAUGAGAAAAUUCAAAGUGGAGAACCUUUUACAGUGUUCAUUGUGAUUCCAUUAUUCCCCGAUGGAUUUAAUUCUCCAGAGAAUCAAUUUCAACAAGAACAAAUUUUCUUCACCUACUCAACCAUAAAAAGCAUGUACAAGAUUAUUGGAGAGAUGAUUGAGAAGACCCAAAUGAAGAGUUAUAGACCUACUGAUUUUUUAAAAUUCUUUUGUUUAGGUCAAAGAGAAGAAUGUGAGAAUUUGCAAGAAAAACUGGAGAGUGUGACCAAGCAUUCACCACAAUACAAAAUGCUCAAAGCUCAACGAAGUAUGAUUUAUGUUCACUCUAAAAUGGCCAUUUUCGACGAUGAAUAUAUUAUAGUGGGAUCUGCAAACAUUAAUGAGAGAAGUUUGUCUGGUGACAGAGAUACUGAAAUUUGUAUUGGCGCCUUUCAACCGCGCGACGAUUCAACAUCAGCAGAUGAAGCUUGUGAAAUUAAGAAAUUCAGAAAAAAUUUAUUUUGCGAGCAUUUGGGGCGAAAUUCAGAAUGCAACGAUUGGGAAGAUCCUCUUGAUUUGUUCACACAACGUAAAAUUGAUGAAAUUGCAGAAAUUAAUUGGGAGAGCUUCAUAGCUGAGGAAUUUACUCCCAUGCAUUCACAUUUGAUGCAUUAUCCAAUUAUUGUUGAAAAUGAUGGAACUGUGAAACCAAGAACAAAAUAUUUUCCAGAUACGAGAGGUCGAGUGGAGGGAGUGAAAAAUUGGUUGUCUCCUGAUAUUUUGACUCAAUAA
Naegleria fowleri is the source of this 3111-nucleotide messenger RNA. RefSeq lists its product as uncharacterized. The record is from RefSeq and is a predicted model, not a curated record. Gene Ontology annotation, biological process: phospholipid catabolic process. Bases 1 to 3111 code for a protein of 1036 amino acids. Gene Ontology annotation, molecular function: D-type glycerophospholipase activity. Gene Ontology annotation, cellular component: plasma membrane. The transcript has 4 exons. Lineage: Eukaryota; Heterolobosea; Eutetramitea; Acrasida; Naegleriidae.